AUGCGAACCGAGCAAAAACGGAAUGACGAAAUUGAAGGAGUGGUUAAAUGUCCGCCAUGGCAUCCUUUUCAAUGCCCGAAUGGAGAUUGUGUCUCAAUAAAAUACCUUUGCGACGGGUCACCGGACUGUGGCGAUGGUUAUGAUGAAAACAAAAGCAUGUGCACAGCAGCUAUUAGACCACCGGUAGAAGAAACUGCAUCAUUCCUUAAUGCAUUGCUGAACGCCCACGGUACCGAUUUCUUUGGGCUCGUUUUUGGUGAAAAAGGCAAAAAUUCCUUGAAAGAAAUGGGUGGUGUUCAAAAAGUUGCUGUAGCAUUCUCUCGUAAGUUUGAUCUUUUCAUCGUUGAGCAGCUUUUUUUUACUUUUUAUUUUUUUUUUAUUUUUCUUUAUAAAUUUGAGCUGUUACAAGUGGUUCUGAUUUCGGUGCCUAGAUUAGUAAUUUUAAAAAAUUGAAG
Messenger RNA from Enterobius vermicularis (human pinworm), 455 nucleotides. Lineage: Eukaryota; Metazoa; Nematoda; Chromadorea; Rhabditida; Oxyuridae. The record is from the annotation of a GenBank genome assembly.